UUCAAUGCAGAUUUCCGUAGUGUUACCAAUUUGCAUUGUUGUGUCACCAAUAGGGGCUGCCCAUCUUCACAAGCAUUUUCCUCUUGCAAAACUGAAGCUCUGUGCCCGUUAGACACUAGCUGCCCAUGGCCCCCCCCCCCCCAGCCUCUGGUGUCUGUUUCUCUGAAUUUGCCCAUUCUAGAGACCCCCUUGAAGUGGAAUCAGGCAGUGCUUGACUUUCGCCAUUGGCUUAUUUCACUUAGCAUGAUGUCUUCAAGGCGUGGCAUGGUAUUAGAAGCUGGUUUUGCCCAAGUCUGGUUUUCUGCUGCUGUCUGAUUCUGUUUAAUGCCCACCCUCCCUUUCCUGGGAUGCUUGUUCUUGGCCUUAGAUACGUGGUCUUCCUGGAGCUGUUCCUGCAGACGGCAGAGAAGCACUUCAUGGUGGGACACAGGGUCACCUACUAUGUCUUCACCAACCGGCCCACCGAUGUGCCCAGGGUGCCCCUCGCGGAAGGGAGACAGCUGGUGGUCCUGGAGGUCCGAAACUAUUCGCGCUGGCAGGAUGUGUCCAUGCACUGCAUGGAGAUGAUUAGCAACUUCUCGCAGCAGCGCUUCCUCCUCGAGGUGGACUACCUGGUGUGUAUGGACGUGGACAUGAAGUUCAGCGACCACGUGGGUGUGGAGAUCCUGUCCCCCCUCUUCGGCACCCUGUACCCCGGUUUCUACAGGGCGGCCUGCGAGGCCUUCACCUACGAGCGCCGUCUACAGUUCCAGGCCUACAUUCCGAGAGAUGAGGGUGACUUUUACUACGCAGGAGGCUUUUUUGGGGGUUCAGUGGUCGAGGUUCUCCAGCUGACCACGGCCUGUCACCAGGCGAUGGUGGUCGACCGGGCCAACGGGAUCGAGGCCGUGUGGCACGACGAAAGCCACCUGAACAAGUACCUUCUCUACCACAAGCCCACCAAGGUGCUGUCCCCAGAGUACCUGUGGGAUGAACAGAUGCUGCAGAGGCCUCCUUUCCUCAGGAAACUGCGCUACGUGGCGGUGCCCAAGAAUCAUGCGGAAAUCUGGAACUGAAGAGCCCAGGGCCCAGGAGAUCUCCAUCCAAGGCUGCAGCUUUAGCAGGUCUUCCCCUGGUCAAGGGAUCAACCAAAGAUUUGAUGCUAUGGAUGAGUCCCUGGGCCUUGGUUUCCUCUUCUGGAGAGGCUCCCACCACUCUUCCUUGUAUUGAACCUGGGCUCAUCCUUCAUGAUGCCCACAAGUUCACCUUCCCCUGGAAGGUUUCUUUGAUUGUGUCUUCCUCCUCCUAUUGAAAUGCACUGCUCUUCGCUCUGCAUCCCUAUAAAGCACUUAGUGUAUUCCUUUGGCCAGAUCUGCUGCCAUUCUGCUCACAUUGCCCAUUGGUCUUGCUCAUUACAAUGUGAGCUCCUGAGGGCAGAAGCUAAGACUUCUUCUUCUUAUAGGUCAGUACCUACCACAGUGCCUUAUGCCCAGAGACUCUCAAAACAUGACCCCUAAACACCUGGUGUACCCUGUACCCAGACAAUGGGAGAGGCCCAGCCUGAAAGCACUUUUCUGGGUUUGGUUUGGGUGUAUGAUAGCUUGUUGCUCUGGGUUGUUUGUCUUUUUCUUAUGGGUUUUGGGGAGUUUGUUUUGUGUUUUGGGUGUUAGUACUUUUUUCAGACACAUGCUAAAAAUCUCUUCUUCUAGUUUGUAUGUUGCUACUUCAACUCUUUUAACAUAGGUAAAUUUAAGAACUCAUCUCCUGCUUUGAAAUCAUGAAGAUAGUGUCUUAUGUUAGAAGAUAGUGUCCAAAAGCUUUAUGUUUUUGCCUCACACUUAGGUCUUUAAUCUACUGAUAAUGACUUGUGUGUGCUUUUAAUGUAAGGAUUUGAUUUAAUUUUCCUUUCUCUGGAUAAUGAUUAUCUGAGCACCACUUAUUGAAAACAUGUUUGAAAACUUCCGGGAAAGUUCUUUUCCCUGACUUGCACAAUCUUCAGCCUCCUACUGUCAACUGUCCCCAUGUGCCUGGGUUUGUCUAUUGGUCUGUCCUUGUGGCGAUAACACACCAUCUUCGUUACUCUAGGCCCAUAAUCAAAUCUUGCUAUCUGGUCCGGCAAGUCCUCCCACCUGAUUCUUUAAGAGUAUUUUGAUUGCUCUUGGCCUGUUGCAUUUCCAUCUCACUUUUAAAUCUUCUGUCAAAUUACAGAAAGGAGCCAGCUGGAGUUUUAAUAUAAUUUCAUUUAUUUAUUUAUGUUUUUGAGAGAGAGAGAGAGAGCAUGCAGGC
Molecule: messenger RNA, 2265 nt
Organism: Leptonychotes weddellii (Weddell seal)
Lineage: Eukaryota; Metazoa; Chordata; Mammalia; Carnivora; Phocidae
Source: RefSeq, a predicted model, not a curated record